Messenger RNA from Anopheles gambiae (African malaria mosquito), 4661 nucleotides. It is a transcript of the gene Glg1, whose product is annotated as Golgi apparatus protein 1. Lineage: Eukaryota; Metazoa; Arthropoda; Insecta; Diptera; Culicidae. The transcript has 4 exons. Gene Ontology annotation, molecular function: fibroblast growth factor binding. Gene Ontology annotation, cellular component: Golgi membrane. The record is from RefSeq and is a predicted model, not a curated record. The coding region runs from base 485 to 3871 and encodes 1128 amino acids.
AGGAAAUGCCUGUGGAAAAUAAAAAUCGCUUCUCAUCUGUUGCAUGCUGGACAUUGCAUCGAACGGGACAAAAACGCACUACGCGAUGCCGCCUAGAACUGUCAAUGAACUCGGGAUUCUUUUUUCCGCGGAAGAACCACAAUCGCAAGCCGCCAGAGGAGUAAAUAAAAAUACACACUGCGCUGACACGUCUUCGCAUUUCGUGCUCUUGUCCUCAAUGGUUGCGGUCAAUUUAAGGUAGAAAAAGUGCCCCCUCGCAAUAAAGUGUACAGUAUCCCGUAUCCGGCCCUUCCCACUGGUCUGGAAGAACAAGUGCCGCUUGGUGAUGAUUAUGUGUCGCUGUGCAGAGGCAGCCAUCGUGAACGAUUGUCGGAGCUGGUAAUUACGCGUACACGGCGGGUGCACGGGGCGUGUGAAUUGGCCCGUUUGUAACACCGGCGGCACCCCCCACCCAACAGCAACUGCUGUGGAACUUCAACCGGCAAUGCACAAAACAACCAGCAUGGGUGCGUGCAGUGCGGUAACAAUUGUUUGGGCGGUGCUCGUCGCUACCCUUGCUGGGCAGUGCCGCGGAGCGGGAGUGCCCUUGUCCAGUCCGGUGAAGCUGAUCGACGAGCCAGCGUGCGCACAGCUGAAAACGCUCUGCCCGAAGAGUGCCUCGACGGCGGAAGACAUUAAAGCGCUGGAGUGCGUCCAGUCGCUGCAUCCGGAGCAGAUCGACAGUCUCGAGCCGGAAUGCCAACAUAUGAUCUGGCUGCAUACGACGGCCCUGAUGGACGAUGCGAACCUGAAGCGCUUGAUACAGAAAGGGUGCCCGAAGGACUUUCAGCAGUUCCCGUGCUCCCAGAGCGAAGAGCCGGGCCAGUACUUGGCCUGCAUCAUCGACCAUCGAAGCGCGGCGAAAGGCAACGGUUGCAUCAACUACAUAAAGCGCCUGGAAUGGGUGGCCUUCUCCGACUACCGGUUCAUUAAGCGGUUCCUUGCGCACUGUACGCGCGACAUUGAAGCGCUGGGCUGUGGCCGGGUGGCCGCUGGCAACGAUCGGGAAAAGAUGUCCCAGGGUGAAACGGUUGCCUGCCUGCAAAGCUCGCUGGACAACCUGAACGAGGAGUGCAAACGGGAAGUGCUCCAUCUGUCCGAAGUUCAGUCGGAAGACAUUACGCUCGAUCGGCAGCUGGAUGUGGCGUGCGUGAACGAUGCCUUCCGCUUCUGCCAGUCACUCGCACCGGGAUCGCCCCAGCUGCUCAAGUGUCUCAUGAAGCACCGGAACGAUCCGGACAUGACGAAAAACUGCCAGCAGCAGCUCCUGCGCCGCGAUCGGCUCGUGGUACACGACUACAAAGUGUCACGCGGACUUACGCGCGCGUGUAAGGAAGACAUCAAGACGUACCGGUGCAGGCGGGGCGUGUCCGACGAUAAGGAUGUGCGGCUGGCGCAGAUCCUGCUCUGCCUCGAGGCGGUACAGAAGAACAGCACCAAGCUGAUGCCGGAGUGCGUGGCCGAAAUCAACGACCACCGGAAGAUGCUGCUGAACGACUACAAACUAUCGCCCGAGAUAUUGACCGGGUGUGAGAAUGACAUUGAAAAGUUUUGCAGCAACCUGGACGCGGGAGGAAAAACCAUCCACUGUCUGAUGGAGCACGCCCGGUUGAAGAAGAAAAAGGACAGGCGUGUCACGGACAUGUGUCUGCGGGCGCUGGAAACGCUGGUGAAGAUUACGGACGUGGGGGAAGAUUGGCGCGUUGAUCCCGUGCUGCGAAAGGCUUGCAAGCCGGUGGUGGACGUUGCCUGUUCCGACACGGAUGGAGGCGAUGCCAGGGUAAUGUCCUGCUUGAUGGAAAAACUGGGCACCAACUACAUGAACGUGGAGUGCGAAUCGGCACUGCUGCAGAUACAGUACUUUGUGGCACGGGACUUUAAGCUAGAUCCGCAGCUUUAUCGCAACUGCAAGGACGACGCGAUCCGGUUUUGUAAAGCGAAAAAGACCUGGGCCGAUCUCGACACGGCACAGAUGGAUCCGGAACGUGGUCCGCUCAUACUGCCCUGUCUGCACCGGUACGCGUACCCGGAGAAGGAAGAGAUGCGCUUGAAGCCGGAAUGCCUGCAAGAGGUGAAGCGCGUCAUGCGUCAGCGGGCAAAGUCCGUCGAUCUCAUACCGGAGGUGGAGGACGAGUGUUUGGACGAUUUGGCCUACUUUUGCUUCGACAAAACGGCCAAAGGCGAGGAGAUGCAGUGCCUGCAGGACAAUCUCGAGAAGCUGCAGGAGGCGUGCAAAGCGGCCGUUUCGCGGUACACCGAAGAGGAAGCCGCUCACGUCGAGCUGAACCCCAUCAUCAUGUCCGUGUGUGGCGAUGCGAUGGAGAAGCAUUGUGCGAACGUGCUGAAAACCGGGCGCGACGAGGGCGACAUGAUGGAGUGUCUGAUCGGGGCGAAGAAUCUGCCGGACAUGCGCGAAGACGUCAAGUGCCGGGCGGCGAUCGAACACUUUCAGAUCAUCUCGCUCAAAAGCUUCCACUUUACGUACAAGUUCAAGGAGGCGUGCCGGCUGCACGUGUCCCGCUUUUGCAGCAAAUGCACCACCAAGUACGAGGUGGUGGCCUGCCUGAGCGAGGUGAUGCGCAACGAUACGAUCAAGGAGGCGAAACAUUCCAUCCCGAAGGAGUGCCGGCAGCAGGUGCGCGCCCAGCUGUACCAGCAGCGCGAGAACAUCGACUUCGAUCCGAAGCUGAAGGCCGCCUGCAAGGAGGACAUUGCACGCCACUGUCCACAGAUACCGCACGGUUCGGGACAGGUGAAUACGAACAAUGUGCUGGAGUGCUUGCAAACCCAUCACGGCGAUCUGACGGAAGCGUGCCAUCAUCAGAUAUUUUCCAUCAAAAAGUCGGAACUCACGGACAGUGCCACGGACUACACGCUGCUCAACACCUGCAAGGACAUGAUUCGCCAGUACUGCCACGAUACGGAACCCUCCAAGAUGCUCCACUGUCUGAAGCUGCACAAGGACGAAACACUGUUCGACGAUCGCUGCCAUCUGGUGGUGGUGAAUCGGAUGAUCGAGCAGAAUCUAGACUAUCGGUUUAAUCCGGCGUUGCAGACGGCGUGCUCGAAGAACAUUGCCGAAUACUGUACGCCCAUCAUACGCAACGCCAAGCAGAACGAGGAGCUGAACGGGAAGGUGAUCGAUUGUUUGAAGAUUCGGUUCCGCGAGGGUAAACUGCUGCCGGAGUGUGAAAAGCAGAUGACGGAGGUGCUGCACGAACGGGCGCUGAACUAUAAGCUUAACCCGCUGCUGCAGAGCGUAUGCCACGAUGAGAUACAGGUGCUGUGCAGUGCCGUUUCCGAGACGGACACGAACGAAGACCAUGGAGCAGUCGAGGAGUGUCUGAAGCAGGCGUUCAUCGACAAGAAGUUGAUUAACCGGGCGUGCAAGGUGGAGGUCGCUGAGCUGAUUCAGGAGGGCAAGGCGGACAUUUAUGCCGAUCCGUUGCUGCAGCGGGCUUGCUCGGUAGACUUGCUGAAAUACUGCUCCCACAUACAAAGCGGCAAUGGACGCUUACUUAAAUGUUUGGAAGGAAUUCUGCAAGGAGAGAGCAAAGCAUUGGAGGAUGAUUGCAAGAACAAGCUGUUGACCCGCUUGGAAAUGUUCCAGAAUGCUGCUGCGGUAAGUAGUGCGGAGGUGGCCUUGGUAGGCCUUUUCAAACUAAAUCGGUUUCCGCUUCCUUCCUCCAUUCCCAGUUUGUUCCACCGGCGGAAAACCUCCAUCAGCUGUACAACCAGGUGGUUGCGUCGCCCUCCAAGCACUACUUUUUGCUCGUGUUGUUCAGCUUCAUCGGCAUCAUCUUCAUCUUUGGGCUGCUGUGUGGACGCGUGACGCACCGUACGAUGGCCCUGAAGAACAAGUAGUCACGCGGCGGGCGUGAGGCGAUGCUUUAGUUUCCAUUUCAAACGAAUGACUGUGUUAUAACUUAUGUGUUAAAAGCGAGCAAAACCCAUCGUCCUGUAGGGCAAAAGCAAGAAAACUCCCUCCGUCUUUACGCUGGUGCAAUACGAGUCGCUUAUAUUUCUUCUUCUGGUCCAGGCUUCCUCAAGGCCCCGAGCACUGUGCAGCUAAUCGAAAAGUAGGAAUGUAUUGCAAAAGGAACGAUUAUUAUCGGUGAAGAUCCACGGUCCCGAACGGAGCAGUGUUGAAUUUAUGGUGUUGUAAGCAGGCAUCUUUGAGGAGACGAUUUCUACAGAACGGACAGCACCGACGCGGGCCACCAUCGCAGCAGGCUAGAUGUAUUAUAUUAGUUAGCAUACUUGUAGAACCCGAAGAAAUGUCAUAUGAAGCGACAGGAUUGUGAAACGGCAGCAGCUCCAAAACUGGGACGCGAUUUUGCAGGAGAAAUCAAACAAGAAACAGCCCGAUGGUAAGUGCACAUUGGAAGACACAUAUAUAGCGUUAGAGAAAUCGUAUCAGAUAGCACGUUGUGUAGAAAAAGACUUUUUUAUACCUUAUACUUACACCGCCGGUGGAAAGUAAAACGAACAAGAGCGCUGUUUCGGAGAGAAAAGGCGGUCAAGUUCUUCAAAAAACAAGUAAGCACAUACACACAAACAGCGAUUUGUACAUGCAUUCGGAUGUGUUAAUAAAAUAGUCAAACCAGGCGUACAACACUAAA